Molecule: messenger RNA, 12578 nt
Organism: Tyto alba (common barn owl)
Lineage: Eukaryota; Metazoa; Chordata; Aves; Strigiformes; Tytonidae
Gene: KLHL17
Product: kelch like family member 17
Exons: 11
Coding region: 7437-9209 (590 amino acids)
Molecular function (GO): protein binding
Source: RefSeq, a predicted model, not a curated record
AAUCCCUCUUUGAAUAGCUGCUAGUCGAGGCUGUUGCAGGGAGGGAGCUCCUGGGCAAGUCCAGGAGCCAGGUAUAUUGAGAUCCUCUGAUGUGGUCUGCCUCCAAUGACCUGAGUGCUCUCAUCUUCUCUGUUUACCUGUCAUAAAAAUGAGUUGGGAACAGAGAUGUCUGUCACGGGGGAGGUUAGAGGGAGAUCAGGAAUACCACAGUGAUGGAUAGUGCAGCUGAAGCUGUUAACUAUCACUCUGCUGCCUGGAGAGGAGACUUGCUCGAUGCCUAUGGGUAGAGGAUUGGCACUGCUUGUGCCAUAAAAUAGUGCUGGAUGUGACAAGUAGCUCCUCUCCUGUGUCUGCUGGGGGACACUGGGAAGGGGGAAUUAGGACAUGACCCACAUUUCCAGUCCUUGGCAAAGGGCUCCUUUCACUUAGGUUUUGGUGUGCUUUGUGCUGGACUGUAGGACCUGCUGUCUAAUCCCAGUGCAGCCAGAGACCUGCACAUUUUGCUAAGCAUCUCAAGACAUGAAUUAGUUUCCAUUUCUUGUUUCUCCCUAACCUGGGAAUUCAGCAGUCCCAAACCUAUUUGGGUCCUGACCCUUACAACCAAUUAUUUAAAGUGACCCAAAUGUUAGCACAGAUGCCUCUAAAUCCCUCAACCACAGAGUGCUGCUUGGAGCUGCUGCGAUCCCCUGUGUGCAGAACACUGAAGGCAAAAGCUGAAUUUGAAGAUGUCUGCAGGAAGAGUUUCUGCCUGUGCGAAGUGUGCAUGAGAGGGAGAAGACUGAGUACCCAGAUAGGUGCUAAGCAGGCUGGAUAACCUUUAUCUCUUUCAGGUGUGGGAGUGUCCAGGUGCAGGUAUUGAGGCUCUGCCUUAUGCUCCCUCCUCUCACAGCUAAAGCACUUCUGAGCAUGAAAUGGUGUGACUGAGAGCAACUUUGAGCUGAGUUCCCAAACAAAACUCCCCAGGACUAAUGGGGAGAGAGGCUUUAAUUAGAAAAGACCUCCAGCCUUCUGUGUGCACCAGAGCCGAUUGAUUACAACCCACUGAGUUGCUGAAAGACACUGGCUAGGUCAAUGUGCUGAAUGCCCUUCUUGCCUGAAGCCAGCACUGUCUCUGAGCUGUAGAGCUGGCAACUGUGUGCAGUUUUUCCCCAUCCUCCCCACCCCCUUGCCGAGGCUCCACAUCCUCUCUGGCAGCUUGUCACUUCUCUGCAGAUGUCUAGACAGGAGGAUUCAGUGCGUGUCAGUUAUGCCUAAUUCAUUAAAAAAACCCAAACCCUACCGAGAGCUGGGGAUUCUCAGUCCUGCAGACUCAGCGCUGUCUGCGGUGCCCUGUGCUGCCUUGAGGCCAGCUCAGAGCAGAUUAAUUCCCCGGAUUGUCAGGAGCAGCACGCACCUCGCGCUCCCAUCCGUAGCAGAGGGGCUUGGGGAAUAGAAGGCAGACGUGGUCAGGGGCAGUGCUGGCAGCGGGAGCAGAAGAGGGAGGAGAGGUGGUGAAGAGAAAUGUUGGGGGCUGAGGGGCAUGCUCCUAACCUCUCCGUGCGGCUCACCCCCGCUGUGUGGUUUUGGCGUCCUCCGCUGUGUCCGUUGGGAGCUGGCAGGGGGGUACAAGGUGUCCGAGUCCUCACUCUGGCUGUCUGAAACUGCCAGCUUCAUAAUUCUAUUGUCCCUCUUGCCACCUCUGAAGGCAGAGCUGGUGCCAGGAAUGACAGCUCCCCUUGCCCCGUUAAGUCACAUUUCCAUCAACAUUUGCAGUCCUGACCUCUGUAUAGGUGCAGCUGUAAAUCAGCCGUCACAGUAACAAUGACUGGACCUGCAAUUCAGAGCAUCUAGUUCACUUGCUAGUCCUGAACUAUUAGGUCCCUCUGCUUCCUCACAAUUUCUGGCUCUUCUAGGCUGAGCACGCAAUUAACUUGAUAUUAAAAAGACUGAAUUUGAGCUGCUGCACACUGACGGUGUCUGCUUGAAUUCCCUGGAUGCAGGUAAAGUGUUAUAGGGGCUAAGAAGGGACUGAACCCCAAAGUGUUGUAUUGAGGGGAUGGUUUUCUGUCUGUAUCAGUGAUGCGCAUGGAACAGAUCCUAGUGAGGACAAUUGCCUAGAUUUAGUGCCUGCUUUGCAUCUGAGUCCUGGGCAUAUAUAACUGGAUGAUUUCCCGUCCUCUUCCAUUUUUCAUUUCCCCAUAUUGUGGGGAAGGGAGCAGGAAAGGUAGGGAUGCAAUAUAUUUUGUAAUGGGCAGUGCCAGGCCCUCUGAAAGAAGCAAGAAUUUGGGAUAUCCAAGUUUGAGGUGUAAGGGCAGGUAGUGUAUAACUGCUGUAGCUUGUGAAAACAGCCCUGGUGUCUUAGACAUGCUUACUGCAAGAGGAUUAGUGUUGCAAAAAUACUGCUAGUCUGGUAUUUUAUAACUUCUCUUUAGAUGUUGGCUUCAGAGCUACGGACAGGGUUCGACAAAAGGGAUAGCUCAGCCAAAUUAACGGGGUCUGCACAAAGCAAUAAGGAAGAUGAACAUUUGCAGGCCUGCAGAGUACUCGGCUCCAUCUCUGGAUGCUGGUACGAGCUGUGUUAGUGGUCUUACUUUGCAACAGCACAACAGCCGCUAUUGUUCCUGCCGGCUCAGCUAUUUGUGUCCCUUGACUGUUGAAGGGAAGGAAGAGAGCACAGGAGCACAUCUCGUUCCCAGCCCUGCUCCCAGGAGGAAAGAAGCCACUUGUGCUGUGUGUGCACCCACGCAGCUGGGCAGGGGCUUGCCUGUGCCUCCCCAGCCUGCCGGGGUCUAGUCCUGCCCUGAGCUUUAAUGUGUACUGCACGUUUCAGUUCUUUGGGGGAAUGCUGAAUUGCAGGAGGCUGCUUACUGUCAAAUGGCCCGUGACUCCUCUCGGAGGGGUUAAAAAUAAAAAUUCUGAUUUCUGGUGCAGGGGAGAUGGAGAUGCACGUGGAAGCAGCGAUUCCUGCCUGUGACUCCACUGCCAAGCUCCUCGUUCCCCAGGGGUCCGUGCUGCUGCUCUGCCCCAGGAUGAGCUUUGCUGUGCUGUUUUAGAGGGCACUGCUUCGGCUCUGCUGCUCAGCACGGAGAUUUGGAGCUGCUGGGCACAACAGAGUCGUGCUGCCAGCAGCCCCUUCCUGCCUGGGGACAGAGCCAGGGGAGGUCUGCAGGCAAAAAACAGACUUUGUGGCUGGGAGAUGGACCCCUAGCGCCAAGGAACGGGGGAAAGCACUUCCCUGAAAGGGAAAUUGGCAACAUGGUGCCACCUUAUUGACCUAAUUUGUGCUGCUCUCUGCUCUGCUAGUGCUGUGAAACACUGGGGUAGAGGUGAGUGAAGGACUGAAUGUCUUAUCCUGAAGGUCUAAUAGCAGCACUUCUAUGGGAGACACAGUGCUGCACACAAAACAGGGCUUCAUAGCUGAUUUACCAGAAAACAGAUACUGGAAUAUCAACAUAGAGGUAGGGCACAUGUGGAAGUGAUGGAUUUAAGCACAAUUGUGUGUCAGGCCUUAGAGUAGGGGAUGUCACCUUAUCCACAGCAAAGACUCAUCCCCAACAUCUGACCAGCUGUACAGGAUGUGUCUUUGCAGUCUCCUAGCUAGCCUGGCGGACACAAAAUCUCCAUCCAGGCUGUCAACAAAAAGCCAUUCUCCAGGGCCUUCCUGGGGAAAGGGCAGGCUCUGAACUUUUCCCUGGAGGAUACUCUGUUCCCUGUUUAUUGCCCAGCACGCUUCUUUUCACUGUCGGCAAAAUAUGGUUUUUUGUGCAAAGAGAACAGACCUCCCUUUGGGCAGGGAUCAUUUGCAUUAAUUAACAGAGCUGUUAUGCAUGGCCACACUCUGUCUCAUAGGAGCCAAACAAACGCCUUCUUUUUUUUGUCAUAACCUAAGAGUUAUUACAAGUCAGCCACCGCAUCCAUUAUAGCUGAUGUGUAACACGUGCACUCGUGCUGCUGCGUGCUCCACAAAAGUGGGCUUGUAUUUACUUCCCGCUGCUGGAGCUCUGGACACUGCUUUACUGUCUCUUGUGGUCCAGGCACUGUUCCUCAUUAAUUAUAUCUUAGCAAUGCUCAUAGACCUUCAUUUCCUGGGAAUGGAGUUUUACAAGGAAAUAUUUAGUGCUGCCAGUGAGAGUUCAGGCACAGGGAGCAGCACAAGCAGCAGUGGGGUGUCCUUUCCCUUUUCCCCCACUGAUUAUAUUCUGACUCAUUAAAGCAAAAGAGCUCUGAUGGGAACAAGUUAUUGUGGAGUGGAGGGGACACUGGGAAGUGGGACUGAAGGGGCUGUAGCCCCUGUGAGCCUUGGGCCAGACCCAUGCCAGUGCUCCCUGUGCUUUAGGAGGGUGACGUUGAGCUGCCCUUCAGGGGAGGGAUUGCCAAGGCUGUAGUGUGGCUGUAGCAAAAAAACAUCAGGCAGAGUUGGUUCGGGCUGCUGGUGGCUCAGGUCAGUUGCAGGUUGUCCUCCAGUGUGGGGAUGCUCUUGGGAGCCCAGUGGCAGUGCGGUGGCUGGGAUGGCAUCUCACUCUGGCCCUGCUCCCUGCUCGGCCACAUCCGAGACCGAGUGACACAGCGGAUCAGGGUGCUGCACAGCGGCGUGGGCAAGGGAGGCACCGGUGACGUUUCAGUGGAGCUCUUCAGAGCUCUGUGAGGUGCGUGCCAGCCCGCACUGGUGGCAGCAGGGGUGUGUGGGUGGAGAGGGGAGCGAGCAAUAGCUGGUCUCUACCUUUUGGCCAUGGGAAUCAUUGCAAGGAAAGAUAAUGUCACCCUUGUCACUCUGCAUUUGUACUUGCCCAGAGUUGUGCAAUGACUCAGUGGCAGGGCUGGGAAGGGAGCCCAGUGUUUCUGACCCUCUUUGGAAAUAUGUUUGAUUACUGUGGUGCCAAUGCAUCAGCUACAGCAACCUUCAGUCCGUAGUGCCCUCUGUGUCUCUUCCCUGACCGCUGGAGACGAGUUGCGUGCUACCCUCUGCCUGGCCAGGGCAGCAAACCUUUCCUCACAAGUCUCUGAAAGCACACAGAGAUGCAGUCCCAUCUUUUUCCUGCUCUUCUGUCCUGUCCUGUGUUGUCCUUCCUGGGUUUUCCUCUGCUGUGGAGCUGGGAGCUCUUAUCCCCUGCUACCAGCACCCAGGAGGGGAGAGGUGAGUGCUCUUAAUUAGAGCUGGGGCAUGACUUAAACACCAACGGGGAGAAGUACGCUCAGCUGUGUGUUGAAAAGAUAAACCAGCUCAAGCAGAUCAGGAGAACCCUCAGGCUUGCAGCUAGGGAAGGGAAUAAAGGUGAGAAAACACUGUCUGCUCUCUGCCACUAAACCAAGUCUGGGAAAGGAGCUUUUGAACCCAGGUAGAGAGGCUAAUAAUUAUAAACCACCUUUGUGCAGGCACCUCUCAUCCAGCAGUGUCCACACGUGAAUUAACACACCAAGGCUGUCCUGGCGACGUUGCAGCUUUCUGAAAAGCUCAGCUGAGGGGUGUGGGAGGAGAAGGCCAGUUAACUCACAGGCUCUUCUUUCCUGUCAAGUGCACAACAGCAUCCUACUCUCGUUACUGGAAAGCAUCAACAGGCAUUGCCUUUGUUGUGUGCCUAUGAGUCUUCCCUGCUGACAGUGAGAUGAGGAAUUUCACAUCACGCGGGAUGAUGCAAAUAGAAGAGGGCAUUGCAGGCUUUUCUCCCACUCAGGAAAGAUGCUUAUUCAUCUUUUUUCCGCCCCCAGACUCUAGUAUAUGAUACAACUGCUAUUUAAAAAGGAAUAGAAGGCUGCAUUCGUGGCUGAGCAGGCACAGCAUGGUGGGUUUCUAUUUUUAGGCUCAGCACGGCUGGCGAUGUGUAGGUGUUGUGAGGAGCACAGCGGCUGAGGGGAUUCUCUCGCCGCAGGGAUGCGGGGGCAGGCGCACGAGUGCAGCACACAGGCUUUUUUCCCUUCAAGCUGCCUUUUUCUCCUGCUCCCUCCCCCUUCUUCAUCCUGCUGCUCAGUCAUUCUGUCUUCACUCCCCCACCUUUUCUUUGGAUGCUGCUGGCAGGGAGACAGUCAAACGCCUUUUGAAACACCGUGAGCAGCUUAGAUGCAGACAGCAUGGAAAGAGAAAACAUCUUUGCACAAAUAAAUGUCCUUAUUCCUUGAUGAGGCAAUUUUGUUUUCUAUGAGCCAGCCGAGUUUAUACUCCUGCUCCCUGCCUGGGCUGUCCCAGACUGUGUGGAAGGACUGUUCCACUCCAUGCUCAGCGGCAUGUAUGUGUGCGUGCAGACCGAGUUCUGCGUUGGGUUCCAGCCGCCUGAUCAGCAUCUCUAGUCUUUGCUGUCUGUCCCUCCUGUCAGCCUUGUCAAAGCAAAACUACCUGAAGUUCCAAGUUACCUCUUGAAGGACAGCCAGGGUGUCAGCUGGGGCUGCUUCCAGGGAGACCCUAGGAGCUCUGCUUUGCCCAAGCUGCCUGCUAGGCUGGUGCAGGACAGGAGUCUGCGGUGCUGGAGCAGGACUGUUGUGUGGUGAGGUUGGAUGUGCCUGGGUAGAGGACACUGGAGGGAAGUGGAGAUCAGGAUUAAUAAAGUGAGUGUUUCCUGCUCCCUAACUGACCACCUGGGAAUCCCCAGUCUCUCUCCAAAAAGAGACCUGAAAGUAAAAUGGCAGGAAGACUUGAGCCCAUGGUCUGCAGGAAUUCUGUACUGGGGCUGUGGAGCUCUGUGAUGCAAUUGCCUUUGCCCUCUGCCUUACCCUCCUGAAUUGUGUAGGCACAGGAAAGCCAGAAGCUCUCUGGGCUUAACUUUUGAAGUCAGGUACAUUCAUGAAAAAUCUCCUAGCAUCUUCUGGAAGCGAGAAGGGAACAGCCAGCACUUGAAAAGCUGUGAUCCAUAAUGUCACUCUUGCCUUUUAAGAUAUGGGCAAGAGUGAUGUUAUGGGAUUCCCUGGUUAUUUUUUGUUUAGGCUACUCAAGUUUGAUGUGUUCACUCUCUCUAGUGGUCAAUUUAAGCUGUGUUUGAUCAAUGCAGGACUGGCAUGUCCCGGUGAGACUUCUAAGAUCAAUGCUUCUGCUGAUAUUGCACGGAAAUGCACUUUGUUAGGCAGAUUUGGAGAUGGUGCAACUUCAAGGAAAGCCAGUCUGAGUGCAUAUGUUGUAGAGCAGUACCCUUCUGAAGGCAGGUAAGCAUCUAUCGGUCCAAAGAUAAACACAGCUGGGAAGCAGUGAGUGUCACAGAACAGAGAAAUCUCAGCAUGGCUUGGUAUUACUUGUGUUCCUUCAGGCACUGUUUCCUCCCGGUCGCUGGUUUAUGAGCAGGAUGAUGUUUCCCUGGCAGGGACUGGUGAGACAGGAGCUGUUCUCACACAGGGUCUUUGAGCAGUGUCGGGUGUACCUGGGGACCACGGGCAUUGUCUGGGGCUGGGGCUGUUCCUGCCUUGGUAACGCUUUGGUUUUCCCCCCAUGUCAGUGCCGGUGAGAAGGCAAAGCCCACCAUCGACCACCCGCAGCCAUGGAAGGGGCUGUGCAGCUCCUCAACCGCGACGGCCACAGCAUCUCCCACAACUCCAAGCGGCACUAUCACGACGCCUUCGUGUGCAUGAACCGCAUGCGUCAGCGUGGGCUGCUCUGCGACAUCGUGCUCCACGUGGGCCCCAAGGAGAUCAAGGCCCACAAGGUGGUGCUGGCGUCGUGCAGCCCGUACUUCCACGCCAUGUUCACAAAUGAGAUGAGUGAGAGCCGCCAGACCCACGUCACGCUGCACGACAUUGACCCACAGGCCCUGGAGCAGCUGGUGCAAUACGCUUACACGGCUGAGAUUGUGGUGGGCGAGGGGAAUGUGCAGACACUUCUUCCUGCUGCCAGCCUGCUUCAGCUCAAUGGUGUGCGGGAUGCUUGCUGCAAAUUCCUACUCAGCCAGCUCGACCCAUCCAACUGCCUGGGGAUCCGGGGUUUUGCUGACACACACUCCUGCAGCGACCUCCUCAAGUCUGCGCACAAGUAUGUCCUCCAACACUUCGUGGAGGUGUCCAAGACAGAGGAGUUCAUGUUGCUGCCUCUUAAGCAGGUGCUGGACCUUAUUUCUAGUGACAGCCUCAAUGUGCCAUCGGAGGAGGAGGUGUACCGGGCUGUGCUCAGCUGGGUCAAACAUGACGUGGACAGCAGAAGACAGCAUGUUCCCAGGCUUAUGAAGUGCGUGCGGCUGCCCCUGCUGAGCCGGGACUUCCUCAUGAGCAACGUGGACACGGAGCUGCUGGUGCGGCAUCACUCGGAGUGCAAGGACCUGCUGAUCGAAGCCCUCAAGUACCACCUCAUGCCGGAGCAGAGAGGGGUCCUUAGCAACAGCAGGACGAGGCCGCGGCGCUGCGAGGGGGCCAGCACCGUGCUCUUUGCCGUGGGUGGGGGGAGCCUCUUCGCCAUCCACGGGGACUGCGAGGCCUACGACACGCGGACGGACCGGUGGCACAUGGUGGCCUCCAUGUCGACCCGCAGGGCCAGGGUGGGCGUUGCUGCCAUCGGGAACAAGCUGUAUGCUGUGGGCGGCUACGAUGGGACCUCUGACUUGGCCACGGUGGAGUCCUAUGAUCCUGUCACCAACUCCUGGCAACCUGAGGUGUCCAUGGGCACCAGGAGGAGCUGCCUGGGUGUAGCAGCACUUCAUGGGCUUCUCUAUGCUGCUGGGGGGUACGAUGGGGCCUCGUGCCUGAACAGCGCAGAGCGGUACGACCCUCUGACAGGCACCUGGACAUCCAUCGCUGCCAUGAGCACGAGGAGACGCUACGUCCGGGUGGCAACUCUAGAAGGCAACCUCUAUGCUGUUGGGGGAUAUGACAGCUCAUCCCACUUAGCCACAGUAGAAAAGUAUGAGCCCCAGGUCAACACCUGGACGCCCAUUGCCAAUAUGCUGAGCCGCCGGAGCAGUGCAGGAGUGGCUGUGCUGGAGGGGAUGCUCUAUGUGGCUGGUGGCAACGAUGGGACCAGCUGCCUUAACUCUGUUGAGCGCUACAACCCCAAAACCAACACAUGGGAGAGCGUGGCACCCAUGAACAUCCGGAGGAGCACCCACGACCUGGUGGCCAUGGAUGGGUGGCUGUAUGCAGUGGGUGGCAACGAUGGGAGCUCCAGCCUCAACUCCAUCGAGAAGUACAACCCCCGUACCAACAAGUGGGUAGCAGCCUCGUGCAUGUUCACACGCCGGAGCAGCGUGGGGGUGGCUGUGCUGGAACUCCUCAACUUCCCACCCCCCUCCUCGCCCACCCUGUCGGUGUCUUCGACGAGCCUUUGACAAAGAAUCAGGACCUACCUUACCUCAAGGGGACAGGGGUGCUUGGCAGAGCACUAGGCCAGCAUGGCCCGCCCCGCGGGGCAGCCGGUCGCUGUAGGAGAGCGAAGGUACCGGCUGCUGCCUCCAGCCCCAGCACUCCUGUGAACCCCCGGAGCUAUCCCCACUCUUGGUGCACACAUCGGAUCAGCACGACCGCAGCAGUUAGAAAUGUGCUUCCUGGACGAGCACCCUCCUUCUGGAGGGCAAGGAGAUGGGCUGCUUUCCGCUCCGUUCAGACUCAUCUCAUCGCUCACCCAAAGAGCGUAUAUUUUCUUUGGGCAGGGGGGAAACUUUAAACCAUUGCUGCUUCUUGGAUUCAUGUGAUCCAGCUGGUGCCACACAUGCGAGCAGAGCCAGCCUUGGAGGCUUCCAGGAGUCCUGUGGGGUGGCAGAGGUGGACAGCACUCCUCCCAAGGACACGGCUGAAUGUGCAACCGCUCCUCUGAAUGUCACUGUAGCCAAACUCUUUACCAAGCCUACUGUGCACUGUUAAAGACUCUGAGGCCACCGUAUGGUUCUCAAUGGUGUCUAAUUGAUGCCUUAAAAUACACAAACAAAAGAAGCCCAGCUAAGGGAGAAGGCCUGGAGGAGAUGAGGUUUGGAGACAAAACUGGAUGCAGCAUCCUGAACCCCUCCAGUGUUUCCAUGCUCAGCUGGCCGCACCUCAGUCACCAAGAUCCCAGCUGACCAUUGCUCUGGGGAGUCCCCAGCCAGGCAGAUGGGUUGAACGACCUUGUUUGCAUCCAUGCCAUUGCUGUCCCAGGUUCAAGUGACUGUGUGGCUGCCUGCUCUCUGCACACGGUCCUGGUUCACAGUUUGGCUGGGAAUGGAUCAGCCCGUUUGCUCUUCCCCUCUCUGCAAAGCAGAAUCUGGGUUUAUGAAAAGGUAUCAGUUCUUAAACAAGAACGGCCCAGCCUUCUAAAUGAGGAGGAUUUCCUGGCAUUACUUUUUUGGGUGUUAAUUUUUUGCCUUUUUUAUUUGAAUGCUAAUAUUUUAUUUUUUAAUGACUUCAUAUCCCUUUAUUUUUUACACUCUCCUGGUAUUCCUGUCCCAUCUGCUUUUAAGGCAGCAGAAGGGAUGCAAUUAUUUUUCUCAUUUGUUGAUGAGAUGAUGACUGUGUCCUGGAAGAUGUUCUCUGUAGAUAUGUGGGGGUGUGUGCAUAUGUGAGAUACUGUAUGUACAGUGAAAACAGCAUGGAAGGGACCAUUUGCAAUUAGUGACUCCCUGGCAAUUAAGCAACCACUUAAAUUAACUAAAGGUUGAAUAAAUUAGUACUGUAAGUCACAGGCCUGUUCUAGACCCACCCGUGCCAUGGAACCUCUUGGGUGGUGUUUUCAAUGCGUAUGCUGUUGGGUGUGUGUAUGAGCCUUGAACGUAUUAUCAGGUGUUCUCCACAUUAUAGAGGAACGACUCAACCACUGGUACCUCAAUAGUGUUCAAAUGUAGCAUUGGAGAUAUGGUCUAACUGUUUGUUUAGAACUAAUUCCUUUAUCCUUUCUCCCCCCACUCCUUCUCAUUUCUCAUUUACAGAGUUCGGAUUUCACGCGUGAUGGUAUUUGUUGGCCUAAAUUUUCAAGUGGCUAGAGAUUUCUUCUUUUUUCUUUGGGGUGAAAGGAGAGUUUGAGAUGAGACAGGGAGUCCCCAGCUUAAGACCAUUUUUACAGCAAUCUGAUUUCUCCUGGAUAGGUGCCUGCAUGUUUUACAAGCCCACUUAGAGUGCCUAACAUUGGACACCUGAAAUUACCAGCAGCUUCUGAAAAUCUGGGCUGCUUCUCCCCCCAGCCUCUCUCUAAGGACAGCCUGGGCUUCUCAGGCUGAGGAGGCCUUUUUGGCUUUUAGAACAGACUCUAAAUCUUCUUUUUGUUCCCCCUCUCACUUGCCAAGCCUCUGCCCCAGCCCAUCACAGCUUGGCAGCUCUCCCAUUCCUCUGUAUUGCAGAGGAUCCUGAAAAUGUCCAGGCUCUGCUCAUGCAGGUUGCCUCUUGGUCAGCGUGACAGUAGAGCUGCCCUAAGUAGCUCAUGUCAAUCUCCCUUGUUCAAAGAAACGAUGAAAUCGGUGAAGCCUGCUCUGUUGCGUGUGUGGGCAUGCAUGUACCUACGCAUGAGCGAGGUGUCAAUCCUUUCCAUCCCUUUCCUGUAAGCAACAUCAGGAUUUUAGUCUUCUGCUGGACUCGUAUUGGCCAGCGCAUUCAAGGUGUCCUUGGUUUUAGGGUUCUCUUUGGUGGAGGAUCAGCCCAAAAGCCCCACGGCCGUGUCAGGGGCAGGGCAGGGCUGGAGAGGAACUGCUGAGGGGAGAAACAGGGCUGAUUUCAAACAAGGAAUGAGUUGUUACAGCAGCGGCUCAACAUCUGGUCCAACUGUGGCUGCUGUAGCACGAAGAGGGGCUGCUGCCUUUUUGGGGGAAAACCAGAGGAGAAGUGAGCAGUGUAGCAGGCCAAGGAGAAUUUUCAUGCCAUGUGCCCUUGGCCCUAGUUGUGACCUUUAGCAAUUUACACUACAAAUGGUGUGCAAUGCUCUCCUGCCUCUUGGGGAUCAGGGAAAUGGGCAGUGUGACUCCUGUGACCCACCGGUUGGGUCCUGAGCAAUAUCACCACUGACCCUUUUCUGCAGAAACCUGGGGAGGAGGGAGCCUUUCGUGUCUCUGACGUACUAACUAUGCAGGUGCUCACUGCUUUCCUGUGAAAGAGAAAGAAGGAGGGAAAGGGCGAAAUAGUGCCCCAGCAGCUUGCUGGGAUCCGGAGCACCCCGACCCACACUGUGUGGACAUGAGGUGUCAGCAUCUGCCCCGGGGAGAUCCCAGGGUGGAAUCGCUUCUGGUGCUGCACAUCCCUUGCUGAGGAGGAGGCCUCGGAGGGGAUGCGCGUCUGUGUCUGUCUGUCUGUGCGUAGUACCCUAUCUGAGGGGAGGAGAACUGUCAACUCUGCGUGGCUUCUCUGCCCGUUUUAGUUAGCGGUGUCUCACCCAAAAUGUUAUUUGUGCGAUUUCCCAUGUGAGCUUUUCCCAGUGGAGGAGCAUCCCGGAGCGGGUGGCUCCAGGCUGCGUGUGUUGAUGUGUUUUGCCCAGGGACCCCGGUGUCAGUCUGCAAGGAGCCGGUAAGGCUUAGGCAGGAGCCCUUGCCCCGACAGCGGGGAGAGGUUCGCUUGACCUUCCUGGUAGGCGGACCCGGUCUACUCCAUGUCAAACUGUUGUCACUUUGAUUUCUCUGUAAGUUAUCUGACUUAUUUAUGUGGAACUCUGUUUCUCUGAAUUUUUUGCACUACGUGGGAUCGGGGAGGGGAUACAAGCAAUAGAAGCCAACAUGUACAAUAAAGAUGUUUUCUUGAAUACCGGA